This is a messenger RNA of Blepharisma stoltei, 1995 nucleotides long. Lineage: Eukaryota; Ciliophora; Heterotrichea; Heterotrichida; Blepharismidae. The record is from the annotation of a GenBank genome assembly.
AUGGAAAUAAAGUCAAGGAGAAAAGUGAUAGAUUUCCAUAAUCGAAAUUUAAUUGUGCCACCAGAGAGUCUCACAAAAAAUCCAAACUCAAUAAAUCCAAUGUAAGCUAAACUUACUCCCCCUCCGUGAGCGAACAAAAUAAUUUUGUUCGCUAAAUAGAGGGGAUUAAUUAAUUUGUUUUUCUAAAAUAUUUUUUUGGAAAUUAAAAUUGGAAAGCAAAUAUUUAAUUAAUUUGUAAAAUUUAUGUUUUAUAAUGCUAUUGUUUAAAAUUAAACAAUUAGCUAGAGAUUUCAUUAUACUAAUUAUCAUUUAUAUAUCAAAAUCUUUUUUAAUUAAAAAAAAUUUUUUUUAUCAUGGAGGUUGGAUUUUUGGGCAAAAAAUAGUUUUUUUUCCAAUGGUUUUGCUCGCUCAUGAAGGGGGAGUUAGUAUAAUAUUUCGCAAUCAAGUGGCUUAUCCCAGGCUUUCUACCCAAGACAACCAUUUGACAGAGCGUGCAAGUUAUAUCCCCAAUUCUCCUAUGAGCUCCCUAAUAGUCCCUGACUUCGAUACAGGCAUCAACUCUUAUAAUGGUUCAAAAUCAGUAGCUAAUUCUCGUGAAUCAUCUCCAACUGGGAAAAGAAAUCUCUCAUCUCGACUUGCAGAUAUAAAACAAUGCGCAAGAUCCAGCAGUGGCAAAAACAUCGGAUUAGAUGAAAUAAAAUCAAAAACCUUUGAUCCUUCUCGCAGAAAGAGAAUAAUCAUAAAAUCCCAAAGGACUCCUCAAAGUUCUUCCACCCAAGACAGAUCUUUUGGCUUCCAAAAUGAGAGCUCUAAAAGCUUAAGCCUAACUCCCCUCCCCACUUUAAAUUGGAAAAAAAAAUCCUGUUUCAAUUUAAAGGGAUUAAUUAUACAAUUUUCAAAGCUAAAAUUUUCUAAUAUUUUUUCUAAUUUUAAAGGGGGAGGGGAGUAAAUAAAACUCCUAACUCAAGCACAGAAAAUGAGACAGAAGAGCAAAAUUCCAAAGAAAAAAUUAAAACAAUUUUCAAUUCUCAUGCGUUUAAUAUUCAGCCACAUCUACAAAUGCAUGCGGAAGAUGAUGAUAAAGAAGAAAAAAAGCCUGAGAAAGAAGAUCGAAAGAUUAUUUUGAAAAAUAACGAAUUCACGUUUAAGCUAAUUACUGAAGAUCCCAUAAAAUCUGGAAUAAAUGGAGAACUAAGAAGGUGGAAAGCCGGGGAAACCUUAGGCCAUGGGAGCUUUGGAGAAGUCAUUAAAGCUUUUGACGUGGAAUCUGGGCAAAUUUUCGCAGUCAAAAGACUCUUUUUUAAUCGUGAAAAUCCAGCAAAGACACAGUUCAUUGAUACAUUAAAUCGAGAAAUAAAUGUCCUUAAGAAUCUUUCACACAAAAAUAUUGUGAAAUAUCUAGGGAGUGAAAUCAUUAAAGAUAAUUUCUGUAUUUAUUUAGAAUACCUCCCUGGAGGAAGCAUUGCAAAGCUGCUUUAUAAUCUUGGGCCACUUCCAGAAGUUACAGUAAGAGCAUAUACACGUCAAAUAUUGAAAGGUCUAAAAUAUUUACAUGCGAAUGGUGUAGUGCAUAGAGAUAUCAAAGGAGCAAAUAUUUUGUUAGAUAGCGAAGGUAGGGUAAAAUUGAGCGAUUUUGGGUGUUCGAGAAAGUAUGAAUCAACUGAAGCAGAAUCUGGGCUACUUAUGUCUAUGAGAGGAAGCUUGCCAUGGAUGGCUCCUGAAGUAGUGAAACAGUGCGGCCAUGGAAGAAUGGCUGAUAUUUGGAGCCUUGGGUGUGUUGUCUUAGAAAUGCUAACUGCAAAAGCACCUUGGCCUGAUAUGGAUAAUUAUUUUGCAACUAUGAUGAAAAUUGCAAGGACUGAUGAAAUUCCGGAAAUUCCUAACAAUAUUUCAGAGUAUGGACGUGAGUUCAUACUUAUUUGCUUACAAAGAGACCCAGAUAAUAGAAAAUCAGCAGAAGAAUUGCUAAAACACCCAUUUAUACUGAAUUAUUAA